Cherax quadricarinatus is the source of this 1997-nucleotide messenger RNA. RefSeq names its product splicing factor U2AF 50 kDa subunit. NCBI's taxonomy places the organism in Eukaryota, Metazoa, Arthropoda, Malacostraca, Decapoda, Parastacidae. The record is from RefSeq and is a predicted model, not a curated record. Gene Ontology annotation, biological process: mRNA processing. Gene Ontology annotation, molecular function: pre-mRNA 3'-splice site binding; poly-pyrimidine tract binding. Gene Ontology annotation, cellular component: nucleus; U2AF complex; U2-type prespliceosome.
CAGAGAUGUACCUAGGGGUUACGGCCAUCUUGGAUAUGGACUCUGUGGCAAGAAGACUUGGACUCCAUAUUAUUGUAUCUAUGCUGAGCGUUGUAUGUUAAAGUAAGGACAGGUUUUAGUAGGAGAAGAUAAACGGGAAACAUGGGAGAGGACAGGGAGAAGGAGAAGCCUGAGAAAGGCCAUGCUGCAAGAGCAGACUAUACAGAUAAAUCAAAAUUACCGACUACAAUAAUUCUACAGUUUUCAAAUUACUCAUGAGAAACUACUUAUCCCAUGAUCCCACUCCUCUUCGGAAAGCCCGUACAAUACAUAUAGUGUACCUGUGACAGUAGAAAGGCAUGAACCUGGCUAUAUGUUUGUUACAGGUACAGCAUUAUAUUAGACAAAGCGAGAUGAGAAGAAAGAAAAAGAUCGGGAUAAAGAAAAAGACCGUGAUAAAGAUCGGGAUAAAGACAAGGAUAGAGACCGUAAGAAACGCAGCCGGUCUCGCUCGCGUGAACGUCGUAAGCACAACUGCUGGACAAAUCCCAUCUAAUGUGACAGUACCUCUAAUUGCACCACCUAGUGCAGGACAGAUACCACCAUUAGUUGCAGUUGUUCCUUCAGUUCCAGAAGUUACUAAUGUUCCCCAGCCAGUACCAGUUGUUGGUUCCACCAUCACCAGACAAGCACGUCGUCUGUAUGUGGGAAAUAUUCCAUUUGGUGUAACAGAGGAAGAGAUGAUGGAAUUCUUCAACCAGCAGAUGCAUCUUGCUGGUCUUGCCCAAGCUGCUGGAAACCCAGUUCUUGCUUGUCAGGUCAACCUAGACAAGAAUUUUGCAUUUUUGGAAUUCCGAUCAAUUGACGAAACUACUCAAGCAAUUGCUUUUGAUGGUAUUAAUUUUAAAGGGCAGAGUUUAAAAAUCAGACGACCUCAUGAUUAUCAACCAAUGCCAGGCAUGUCUGAGCAUCCAACUCUGACUACCAUGCCAGGUACGACACAGAUUCCAGUUAUUGCAGGUGUGGUUUCAACUGUGGUGCCUGAUUCACCUCAUAAGAUCUUUAUUGGAGGGCUGCCCAACUACCUUAAUGAAGAUCAGGUUAAAGAGCUGCUUAUGUCCUUUGGUCAGCUUCGAGCAUUUAACUUGGUCAAAGAUUCUGCUACUGGACUGUCCAAGGGCUAUGCCUUCUGUGAAUAUGUAGAUGUCAGCCUCACUGAUCAGGCCAUACAUGGACUGAAUGGAAUGCAGCUAGGAGACAAGAAGUUAGUGGUGCAACGUGCUAGUGUGGGAGCCAAGAAUGCUAAUGCCAUGGCUCAAGCCCCAGUGCAGAUCCAGGUUCCUGGAUUACAGCUUCAGAGUGGCUCAGGACCUGCUACGGAGGUGCUCUGCCUCAUGAAUAUGGUAAUGCCAGAUGAGUUGAAAGAUGAUGAAGAGUACGAGGAUAUUCUUGAGGAUAUAAGAGAGGAAUGCAGCAGAUAUGGAAUAGUGCGUUCAGUAGAAAUUCCUCGACCUGUUGAAGGAGUUGAGGUUCCAGGUGUUGGCAAAGUUUUUGUAGAGUUCAAUUCUGUACUGGAUUGUCAGAAAGCACAACAGAAUCUUACUGGACGCAAGUUUGCAAAUCGGGUAGUGGUCACCUCUUACUUUGAUCCAGAUAGAUAUCAUCGGCGUGAUUUCUAAGAAAUUUUUUUAAGGUAGUUACAGUAUACUGUGUCAUUGUCAAUUAAUAUGAUUCUACAAAGAAUUUUAAAUGGCUACAGUGUAUCAUCACCAAUUUAAUUUAUACUUGUUAAUUGGCAUACAAUUUGUGGCACUAUAUUUAAAAGGUGAUGCUGUAAUUUGUUACUGAGAAUUUUUUAUUUUUAUUAUUGAAGAGAUUUAAUUAAGCUGAUUUUUUUUUUUUUUGGGGGGGGGGGCAAGAGUUAUGAAUGUGUUUUUUCUUUCAUUCUUUAGCAACAUGAUCCAUUAUAUUGUAUGUAUUCACAUCAUCCCCUUUGAAGCAUUAAAGUCUUAUCAAAC